AUGCCACGCUCAAGGAACGGAUGCACGACAUGCAAAAGACGCCAUCGAAAAUGCGACGAAACCAAACCGGCCUGUCUCGAGUGCCAGAAGCACAAGCUGCAAUGCGACGGGUACGCCAUCAAGCUACAGUGGGAUGUCGGGGUUGCAUCGCGAGGGAAACUUACCGGGGCAACGCUUCCUGUGCUUGUUGAAGGGGGUGGGAAGAAGAGACGCACGGAGCAGAUUGAGAUAGAUGGCUCGGCUGGGGCUUUUGGACAGUUCCAGGCCACCUCACUGGACGGGCAGGGUGAGAUGAUAAAUGCGGAUUCGCCACUGGACGUCGGAUCUUGCACAGGUGAUAAAGAGCCCCAAUGGCUGCAAAAGAGAAGUGAUCGGGAAAAAGAGUUAUUUGAACUAUUCUUCCAACGAACCGUCUUCUCGUUCUACUCCACCUCGACAGACGACUCAUUCUGCGCUGAACUAGAACGUCUCGCUCUACAGAACGAACCGCUGUACCUCAGCUUGAUAGCGACAUGUUUGUAUAAUUCCAACCCCCGCAAUCCAUCACCGUUAUUCCACGACUUGUGCGACCAGAGUCUGCGUCUCUUCCGGGAACAGCUGAGUGGGUAUGACGGGACGUUGGAUUCAGGGUUGAUAAACGCAGGGACGUUUCUAUGCACAUUGCACCUGUUCCAGGGCAUCCCGUGGACUAAUCAUCUGAACCACAUGAUGUGGGUAUACGGCCUCUUCCCCGGUGCCGAGAACGCACAUCGCAUCGCAGACAUGGAGUACCGCUUCUGUCUCGAGGCGAUGGCGAUCAUGGACAUACCGACCUUUGUCAGGGGUCGCGACACGCCUUCGCUUGGAAUAUGGGGGUUUCUCAGGGCCGGCCAAGCAGCCACGCCAACAGGUCUAGUCGAUGGAGUGGAGAGCGUGUCCGGAAUACCACGAAGUCUACUGGAUAUCAUCGCGCGUAUCGGGAGUGUUUCUGCGGAGGAGGAAUUCGCCGCUUGGCCGGGCCACGAGGGAUCUGUUCCGCACUGUCAUCUCUGGGAAGCCUUUCGCCUGGCAGGCAUUUUACUGAAUCGACGACAAAACCGCUCCCCAGCUGCAUCGCCGACUAACGAGGUUAUUCUAUGUCGACUGGUAGCUACACUGGAUGCUCUGUACGAAACGCGCCGUCGCGACGAGUACAGCCACAUUCUCGCGACAAACAGCAUCAUGUACCCUUACACGGCAGCGCGUCUGGAAGUGUCAAUCCUACGUGAGCGACCAUCGUGGGUGCAGGGGCUGCGCAGAUGCGGCGAUCUCUGCGACGCAUACCGCGACACGCCCAACGCGAUCAUCCUGGAGGAGAUUCUGGACAGUGCGCUCAAGACUGGCGAUAACGAUGUUGACCUCGACAAACAAGCCCAGCUCCGAGGCGUUGAACUCUCCCUGUUCUGA
Molecule: messenger RNA, 1425 nt
Organism: Fusarium sp. VM40
Lineage: Eukaryota; Fungi; Ascomycota; Sordariomycetes; Hypocreales; Nectriaceae
Source: the annotation of a GenBank genome assembly